AUGGACGUGGUUCAAUCAGCCUCCACGGAAAUCACAAUUACUAAGAAACCCUUCAAGAAAAUACCCAGUGUCCUUCUGGACAGCCUAGUGGAGGAACCUAAAAAAAGACCUGCUGUUCCUAAUCACCUGCUGGAAUCAAAGAUUUUCUCAGAACUUCGGAGGAGCAACGUUGUACAGGCUGAGCCUGCUGUGUUACACUACGGAGGGUAUGAAGUUGGAAAACAUCACCAACGGAUGCUGAAGCUGAUAAAUAUUUCUGGCGAUGUAAUAAACCUUCACAUAAUACCACCCCAGACAAAGUAUUUUCAGAUCAAAUACAACAAAACACACCGGCUUGUCCCUGGCUUGUCAUACGCGGUUACUGUUGAUUUUUGCCCUGAUGAGUGGGGGUAUUACUGUGACUGCGUCCGUGUUCACUGUCAGGGAGAAGAUACACUAGUCAUUCCUGUGCAUGCUUACCCUGUUGUCAAUGUUGUAGACUUUCCAUCAUUUAUAAAUCUGUCUGAUGUAUCAGUUGGUAAGAGUAAGGAGUAUGUUAUCCCGUUGCAGUGCAGCUGUCCAAUAGAUUUUGAAUUCCACAUUGAUUUUAUUCAGCCUCACAGAGCCUUCACUGUCCAGCCAACAUUUGGAAUCAUUCCAGGCAAUGGGAAAGUGGAAGUAACUGUGAAAUAUUCCCCACUUGAGUAUGGAACAGCACGAAUGACAAUGCAGUUAUGGAUUUCACAGUUUCACUCAAAACCCUAUGUAUGUGUGUUCACAGGAACAUCAAGACCACAUCUGGGUCUAACAAAAGAACAUUUUGACAAACAACAAAGUCAUCCAGAGAAAAGAGCUGGGUCUGCAGGAAAAUCCAUGGUGUGGAGAAGAGACCAAUUCAGCCAACCACAGUUGAAGCCUGUUCAAAAAUUAAAGGAAAUAGAAUACCAGAACCUUAGAUUCCCCACAGACUUGUCGAAUCCAUAUGCUGUAGCUACUGUUUUGAAUCAGGAGCCAGGCAAAUUGAAGAUUAAGGACUUGAAAGAAGCCCUUUACCAAGGCAAUGAAGGGAUAAACACAAGACAAAUGAAGGAAGCUGCAUUUCAGCUAAAAGUCAAACAAAAUAUUCAGGAAGAGGAAGCAAAUCAUCUGAAGUGGCAAGUUCAUAAAGGCAAAGAUCCAGUCUCUGUGGAAUUAAAAAAAGUGAUUAUUGAAAACCGACAGAGGGAGGAAGAGCACUACAAGAUCCAAAGAGGAGAUCCGAUCAUAGUGCAGGAGUUUCAAAGGAAUGAAGUAGAAGUUUCUUGCAGACGUGUUAUGCGGCCUGUUGACCAGUAUCCAAGUGUCCAUCCCACAUUUGACUUGCUCUGUAAUGACCCUUGGGACAACAGAAACAGGAUGUUGAGGAAAUUCCAGCAAGCAGCAUACAAGAUUGUGACUCAAAUUCGGCUAAAUCGUGUACUGCUUCUGCUCCGUGGGCUAACAAGAGAAGCCAGAGGUUCGGAGGAAGGCUCUGUGUCUGAAAGCAGGAGUUCCAGCAGACCAGAGAAGAAUGAAGAAUGUAAGAGCUUUUCUUCCCGCAUGUCUGAAGAUCGUAUAUUGCCUUUUGAAUUCCCCUUUUACAGUUCCCAUGAACUGCACCGUGAUUUGGCACCUGAUGCUCUUGGCCUAGUUCCUAUCGAAUCUGUAGAUGUGAAAAUCAGACACGUUAUUCCUUUUUACGACUUGAAGGUUCCUCAGCAUUUCAGCAUUAUGAAGUAUCAGCCAUUUUGUACACACUAUGCAGCCACAAGUUACAAACCUCGAAAACUUUCUCGACCACUGAGGCAGGGAGCCCAGGAUGAGUUGAUUCAAAUAGUUGCUUCUCCUGAGGGGCAGCCUAACCUGGUCUCCCACAGCAUGGAUUUUCACAAACCAUCCCCGAAAGAAGUAGCAGAAAGGGAUAUCAGCCUCUUAAACCUGGUUCCUCCCCAAGCUUUGGUCAACCCUACAGAGAGCAACCCACUUCGCAUUUUUAACCCCACUCCAGGAUUAGUUCCACUUUUACCUCCUUUGGCCUAUUCUGAAACAAAUAUUGAAUAUCAUCUUUGUCCUCAUCCAAAAUAUACCGUUACCAAGGAAUGCCCCAAAGGAUCCAGUAUUCCAGUCACACAAAAGAAAUUUCUGCAUCACAGGGAAGUGAUUUGUGGAGUAAUGGAAUGGAGAAGGUUCUUACCGGUGGUGUUUUCCACUUUUUCUGACACUCCUUCAUUGACAAGUACAACACCUAAGGAUCCAUACAGUUUGGAUAUGCUUCCAAGAGAUGCACCACCAAUCCUGUAUGACUUGCCUGAGAGAGACAGGGAGAACAUAACUGACCAUGAGACAGAUGAAACUGAAUUCCAAAUGGUUCUUACUCCAGAGAUGGUGAGAGCUGAAUUUCCACAAAUUGAGCAGGCACUCUCAGAAAGCAAAGAGCAAUCAGCAAAAGAAGAAAGUGAUACAGUGAUGGAUGGUGCUUUUUCUGG
Molecule: messenger RNA, 2483 nt
Organism: Antrostomus carolinensis (chuck-will's-widow)
Lineage: Eukaryota; Metazoa; Chordata; Aves; Caprimulgiformes; Caprimulgidae
Gene: CFAP221
Product: cilia and flagella associated protein 221
Exons: 23
Biological process (GO): cilium movement; motile cilium assembly
Cellular component (GO): 9+2 motile cilium
Source: RefSeq, a predicted model, not a curated record